AUGAGGGCCGGGGCUCCUGCUGCUUCCCUGCGUGAGGCUUGCACGUUGUCUUCCAGUUUUCUCCACCCUUACGAGCUGCAGUCUCGCGAGACAUCGCUGUCAACCAUUGUAGUAUCUGUAACUUCUCCGAUUUUCUCGCGGCCAACGUUCCCCCCGUCGGGUCUUCUUUCUACCUCGCCGUCGUUUUUCUCUUUCUUCCCCUCCUCCUCUCGGUCGAGGUUUCUGUCUUCUUUCUCCUCUCCACGUUCCCAAGCGCCUUCUUCUUCUUCUUCUUGUUCUUCUUCUUUUCAGCCUUUUCUCCUUUCUUCGUCUCCUCAAUCGGCUGUCGCUUCGCCUCGUUCUCUCUUGGCUUCCUCUCCACUCCUCGCCUCGCCGCCUCGCCGGGUGCCUCGUCUCGCUGUUCUCUACGCUGUCCAUAGGCGUUUCUCUGCUCCCGCCUGCAGCUCAGACAGCGUAGGCCCCGGCGAGUCAGAGAGGACCUCCUCUCCCGCAACCGCUGCGACGCAGGGCGAGUUGCCUAGCACAUGCAGCGCAGCGUGCAAGGAUGACGAGCUGCAACGAGAGCCGACGGAGGUACUGCAGAGACUCGCGUCUCUCCCGGUGGCGGAGCUCUUCGCGCUGGCGUCCAGAGCGGGGCGAGAGACAAGGGGAGAAGUGAGAAGCGGCGCAAGCGCGAGGAGAAAGGAGGAUCAGCGUAGCAGUCGCAGCCACACUGGAGUGGAAAGUCUGGUUUUGCCCUCCAGAGGGGAGGAAGAGGCGAGAGAGGAGACGUCUGCAACGCGCCAGAUGCCGACGCUUCUCUCUUCGCCGAGGCUUCCACUCGCGCUGGGGUUGGGAGACGAGUCUCCCUGCGGAGAGUGGGUGUCGCCGAAUGACAUGGUUUCUGCGUUGUCCCUCUGGGAAGCAGGCGAGGCUUGGCAGUUCAAGACAGCGAAAAUUCUUGACUCUUUCGAAGGGGAGACCCCAGAAGGGGAGGGAUGCGGCGCACAGGAAGAGGACAGCCGCAUGCAAGCUGGUGCGACUCCCGGUGAACGUGGAGGGGCGGUCGACGAAGGUGUGGAGCUUGCCUCUUCUUUCUUCUCUGCGUCUGAAGAUCUCAGGGAAGCACGAUACGAGAGCGAUGCAGGGACGAGGAAGAGAACGCAUACAGGAAGGCAUGAUUCAUUAUUGUUCGAAGCUCAGCUCGAUGAGUCAAGACCGGAGGCAGACAGGAGAGCAGGAAGGGAUGCAACAGACAAUGGCACUUUCAAGGAAGAAGAAGGAGCAUUCCUGCGAUCUCCUCAAGGAUCGCCUGUCGCACAGCCUGUAGUGGGACGACAGCGAAAGCGGACACUCACUCACGCCUCUCCACCUUCUUCUCCGUCGUCUGUUUUCUCUCCUGCUUCUUCCUCAACGUCAUCAUCAGCGUCUACCGCUUCGCCUGCCUCUUCUUCGUCGGAGACUUCUGGACUCUCGCCUCUGGAGCAGCUUCGACUCGCCAGACCGCAGAGGGAAUUCGCAGCAACUGAUCAAAUCCUCCGCCUCCAGGCGCUGGUCGCCCACCCUCCAGGCCCGGCUGCCGACGAUGGCUCUUCUUCUGCGCAGAGAGCGUUGUUGUGGCGCCGAGCAACUCGACGCCUCACGGACGAGACGACGGCUGCCCUGUCGCCUGCCGCACUCCUGCAGACCGUCAGGGCCUUGGCUGCUGGGCGCAACGCAGGACUCCUGCCCCCCUCGCCUACGCAACUCGUGCUGCUGUUGAACGCAUGCACCGAAAAACUCAUCUACUGGACAUUGGCAGACCAGCUCGUGAUUCUCAAUGCACUCUCGGCUCUGCUCCUCCCGCCCACACCGGCCUGUCUGCCGCCUUCGGCGCCCUGGGCGUCUUCGGCGCUGUCUCCAAAUGUCUCCGUUCCGUCUUGGGAGUGUCUCUCGCGGUCGCGGCUGCCUACCGGCCCAUCCCUAGGGCGAGACUGGGGCGGCGGCGCGUUGGGGCCUGCCGCCGCAGUGGCUCUCGAAACGCUGCUUCAGCGUCUCUUGGCAGUUCGAGAGAGUUUGAGAGUUUCAGACCUCACGGCGACUCUGCAUGUCUACGCGCGUCUGGGGCUGCUGUCUCCGCAGGCGGCACUGGGAUUUAUGGACGCCUUGUAUCAGCGACUGUUGGCAGCUCAAGCGAGACAGCAGCGCCUCGAGCGUCACGGACGCAUCGCGGCUGGAGCCGGAGAUUCGAAUCGAGCAGACCAAGCAAACACCCAUGGAACUGAGCAGGCGAGAAGUCCCCGAGACAGCCCUGGACUCGGCGUCUCCCCAGGUCACGCAUCCGACAGGGAUUCAGGAGAGCGACAGCCAGGCGCGACCGUGCAUGCAGCCGCCUGUGCGCCGGCGAGGCGAGCUUCUCGGAGGCAGGUCAAUCCUCUUCUCGCCUCUCCCUCAUUCUCUCUCUCUGAUCCCCUCGCCGCUGCCAUGGUAGCUCUUCUGCGUCUCGCAGACUCUGUCUCGACUCUGUUAGGCGACGAUGAGAAAAGGUUGUGCCCCGCCGAAGCCCUGCUGAGAGACCAGCUGCAGCGGCGACACGCCCACCGCAUGCAGCAAAAAAAGGCCGCGGGACUCUCGGCUGCAUGCGCAUGCACGGGAAGCCAAAACCGGCGGUGCCCGGUGCCUGCAGGCCAGGAAGCAAAUCCCAGACAGAGCGAAGCGAGAGAGGCGGACACAGAGUUUUCUGCGGAUGGAGAGGAGCAGCCGAGCCGAGGAGGGACCAGCGAAGAGAAUGGACACCGAGGAGACCGUGGCGGACUUGGAAGGCGAGACCAGCAAGACGCUGUUUCGGACAUAAAGAGGACAACCACCUGGGAUCCGGAAAGGAUUGAGAAGGCGUUAGAGCUCCCGUUACACGAAAGAGGAACUGAGCAACGAGCGUCUCAAAAAGCGAGAGAUCCUGGGGCUUCCAAUGCGGACGUGCACUCCGCAUGCGGCCCCGCUGUCUCGCCGCAAUCUCUGCGGCUCAUGGCGCGUCUCCUUCAGCACUUGGUGGAGGCGCUGCUCGCAGAGUUCAGUCGAGAAAAAGGGCGUUUUGAGGCCGCAUGCAAGCAUCGCGAGUCAUCGAAUUCCACGUCUCAGAAGGCAUCGGAAGCCGCUGCUGUGCGCCGUCAAAAUGAAAACUUGAAAGGCUCCCGCGCCUCUCUCCACCCGCUCUUUGUGACACGCCUUCUUCGUGCGUUGACGCUCCUGGACUUCCACGCCUUUUCCAUGUAUUCCCCAGCUCAGAUUCGUCUCUCGCAGCGUUUGUUUGAACAGCUCUUUGCCUUAUUACGAAUUGACGACCUUUUGUCUCUAGACGACCUUGACGGGGGCAUGGGAGCCUCUGCCGCGGUCGAGAUCGUUUUUGCUUUGGCAGUGCAAAAGAGGCUGUUUGAGCGGGCAGAAGGUUUCGGCUUAUAUUCGACGAAGGGCAAAGCAGGGCCGGGUCACCCAGGCACUGGACGGGAAGGAGCAGGAACCCCGCGAGCUGAACGUGGAGAGGAGGAGAAUGGAGACAGACGGAGAGCGUCCGAAGGUCUCGACGGGAAGGCACUAACCGUCUCAAGUGGCGAAGGACAGAAGAAACAGGAAGAAGCGAAGAGGAAGGUGGAUCGAAAUGAGACUGAGACGAAGAGAGAGAACAUGGACAAGGACGGGCUUAGUCCAAGGAGCGAAAGAGGAGAGAGGAAAAGAAGAAGUGACACAGACGGCUUUUUCUUCGACGAAAUUAAAGACGAAGUUCUCCCACGUCUCGUCACGGUCGCCGUCAGGCACGGAAGAACUCUCAGCGUUCACCAGCAUGCAGUGCUGCUUGAAGCACUUAGUUUGCAUUUGGGAUUCCGACACGACUUCCUCCUCGACUCUCUUCGGUGCUCUGCCCUUGCGGCAGCGACAGGGGCUCUCGGCAUUUCUUCCUCUUCUUCCUCUUCUUCGUCUUCUUCGUCUUCGUCUUCUUCUCUCUCGGUUCACGGAGGGAGGCACAGGGUUCCUGGUGCCUCGCUCUUCGCGGCUGCUUGGUCGACUUUCCGGGUGUUCUGCGCGCUCCUCAGACAACAUCCCCUCAUUGCGUUUCCUGUUCUCUUUGAGGGUCACAGAGUUUUCUCAGCAGCUACAGAGGUCCUGGCGUCUUUCUGGACCUCUCUGUCGUGUUCGUCUUCGUCUCCUGGGGAUUCGAGGAACAGGCCUACGUCCCCUGGAUUCGUGUCAACAAGCGACGAGACCGAGGCGGCACAAAUGCAUCUGCUUUUCCUUCUUACUUCCAGCCUUCUUCCUCAUCUCCGCAAACAGCCCCCAGCGUCUUCUCCUCCGUCUCACGGAUCGGUAAAAGCUCUCUCUGCCUCCUGUUUAUCUCCUUCCUCUGUCGAGCCAGACUUGCAUGCACGCGGGUCGGGUGGACGCGAGGAGCGACAGUCGGCAAGCGCCAAUUACCAGAACGAAACGGAAGUCUUUGGAGAAAGAGAAGAACGAAACAUGCACUUGAAAGCAAGCACAAGUGAACAUCAAAAGACAAGGAAGAAAACGAGAGACGCUGAUUCGUCCUCUCCUCGCCGGAAGGACUCGCUGAGACUGCGUCCACUUUGGGUGUACGUCCACCCGAACUUGAGCGACUUUGACAAGGCGCCUCUCUGCUUUCUCGAAGGGCCGAUUCGCGAUAAAAAGGCAUGUCUGCCCCUCCUUUUAAACCAAGUAGCCAACGAGACUGAGGGUCUUCUCAAAGCGGCAACAGCGACAGUGACCCAAGAGAAGAGGUAG
This is a messenger RNA of Toxoplasma gondii ME49, 4749 nucleotides long. RefSeq lists its product as hypothetical. The record is from RefSeq and is a predicted model, not a curated record. The coding region runs from base 1 to 4749 and encodes 1582 amino acids. Lineage: Eukaryota; Apicomplexa; Conoidasida; Eucoccidiorida; Sarcocystidae. The transcript has 8 exons.